Molecule: messenger RNA, 5234 nt
Organism: Neltuma alba
Lineage: Eukaryota; Viridiplantae; Streptophyta; Magnoliopsida; Fabales; Fabaceae
Product: ARF guanine-nucleotide exchange factor GNOM
Exons: 3
Coding region: 244-4641 (1465 amino acids)
Biological process (GO): regulation of ARF protein signal transduction
Molecular function (GO): guanyl-nucleotide exchange factor activity
Source: RefSeq, a predicted model, not a curated record
UUCAACGGCAGUAGGAGAAAGGUCUCAACAAAGACUAUUGGGAGCUCCUCACUCCUCAAGCAUAGAUUUCCAGUUUUGAGGUAAGUCGUCCCGGGCGAGAUUUCUCUGUAAUGUGCCUCUCCGGCUUCAGAUUCAUGGGCUUAACCGAGGGAUCGAAAAGGCGUCUGUGAGGAAUUGGGUUCAUCUUAGCUUUCCACUGGUAAACCUCUAGAAGAUCAGUUCUUUUCAAGGAACUUUGUAGAAAUGGGACGUUUAAAGCUACAAGCUGGUAUCAAUGCAAUAGAGGAGGAACCUGAGGAAUAUGAUGAUGCAUAUCCUAGCAAAACUACUUUAGCGUGCAUGAUCAAUUCUGAAAUUGGUGCUGUUAUGUCAGUCAUGCGAAGAAAUGUUAGAUGGGGAGGCCGUUAUAUGUCUGGUGAUGAUCAGCUGGAGCACUCCCUUAUUCAAUCUUUGAAGACCUUAAAGAGGCAAAUAUUUUCAUGGCAGCAUCAGUGGCAUGCUAUCAGCCCAGCCUUGUAUCUCCAGCCUUUUCUGGAUGUAAUUCGAUCAGAUGAAACUGGUGCACCAAGUACCAGUGUUGCUUUGUCAUCUGUUUAUAAGAUCUUAACUCUUGAUGUGAUUGAUCAAAACACUGUCAAUGUUGAGGAUGCCAUGCACCUGGUGGUUGAUUCUGUCACUAGCUGCAGAUUUGAGGUGACUGAUCCUGCAUCAGAAGAAGUGGUUUUAAUGAAGAUACUACAAGUUUUUGUGGCAUGUAUGAAAAGCAAAGCAUCUGUGAUGUUGAGUAACCAACAUGUUUGCACCUUAGUGAAUACUUGUUAUCGAAUAGUUCAUCAAGCAGGAGCAAAAAGUGAGUUAUUGCAGCGGAUAGCACGCCACACAAUGCAUGAACUUAUUAGGUGUAUUUUCUCGCAUCUUCAAGAUGUUGGCAACACAGAGCAUGCAUUGGUAAAUGGAAGCUCUACUUUAAAACAAGAGAUUGGAGCAUUAAAUAACGAGUAUGCUUUUGGAAGCAAACAGUUAGAGAAUGGGAGCAUGAAUUCUGAAUAUGAUAAUCAGUCGUUACCCACAGACUCUGCUGCCGGUGCUGCAACUGUGAUUGAUGAAAACACAGCUAUUGCUAGUAGUGGCAAGGGGACUGUACCUUAUGACAUGCAUCUUAUGACUGAACCAUAUGGAGUUCCCUGCAUGGUGGAAAUAUUUCAUUUCCUGUGUUCUUUGCUGAAUGCUGAGCAUAUGGAUAUGGGUCCUAGAUCAAAUACAAUAGCCUUUGAUGAAGAUGUUCCCCUUUUUGCCUUAAAUUUAAUUAAUGCCGCGAUAGAAUUGGGAGGGCCUUCCAUUCGCCAACACCCCAGAUUGCUGAGCUUAGUUCAGGAUGAAUUGUUCCGUAGUCUGAUGCAGUUUGGUUUAUCAACAAGUGCCCUUAUACUUUCAAUGGUGUGUAGCAUUGUUCUCAACUUGUACCAUCAUCUCCGAGCUGAACUAAAAUUGCAACUUGAAGCAUUUUUUUCUUGUGUCAUUUUGAGGCUUGCACAAAGCAGAUAUGGCGCUUCAUACCAGCAGCAAGAGGUUGCCAUGGAGGCCGUUGUUGACUUCUGCAGGCAAAAAACAUUCAUGGUAGAUAUGUAUGCUAACUUUGACUGUGACAUUACUUGCAGUAAUGUCUUUGAAGACCUUGCUAAUUUGUUGUCAAAAAGUGCAUUUCCUGUAAACUGCCCUUUGUCUUCUAUGCACAUUCUUGCUUUAGAUGGUCUCAUUGCUGUUAUACAAGGAAUGGCUGAAAGGAUUGGCAAUGGAUCUAAUAUUUCAGAACAUUCACCUGUGAAUCUUGAAGAGUAUACUCCCUUUUGGAUGGUUAAGUGUGAGAAUUACAACGAUCCAAAUCACUGGGUCCCUUUUGUCCGUCGAAGGAAGUACAUGAAGAGAAGAUUGAUGAUUGGAGCUGACCACUUUAAUCGGGACCCUAAGAAAGGUCUAGAGUUUCUACAAGGAACACAUCUUUUGCCUGACAAACUUGAUCCCCAAAGUGUUGCUUGCUUUUUCAGGUACACUGCUGGGCUGGAUAAGAAUCUUGUUGGUGAUUUCCUAGGAAAUCAUGAUGAAUUUUGUGUUCAGGUUCUUCAUAAAUUUGCUGGAACAUUUGAUUUCCAAGAUAUGAAUAUAGACACUGCUUUGCGUCUCUUUCUUGAGACAUUCAGACUACCAGGAGAAUCGCAAAAGAUCCAGAGAGUGCUUGAAGCCUUUUCUGAAAGAUACUAUGAGCAGUCACCACAUAUUCUUGCUAACAAGGAUGCUGCCCUUGUAUUGUCAUAUUCACUCAUAUUGCUGAAUACAGAUCAGCACAAUGUGCAAGUUAAGAAGAAGAUGACAGAAGAAGACUUUAUUCGUAAUAAUAGGCAUAUAAAUGGUGGCAAUGAUCUACCUCGAGAGUUCCUAUUGGAGCUUUAUCAUUCAAUUUGUAAGAAUGAGAUCCGCACUACCCCUGAUCAGGGUGCUGGAUUUCCUGAAAUGACUCCAAGUCGGUGGAUUGAUCUGAUGCACAAAUCAAAGAAAACUGCUCCAUUUAUUGUAUCAGAUUCCAGAGCCUACCUUGAUCAUGAUAUGUUUGCUAUAAUGUCAGGCCCAACAAUUGCUGCCAUAUCUGUGGUAUUUGAUCAUGCUGAACAUGAAGAAGUAUACCAAACUUGUGUGGAUGGAUUCUUAGCUGUUGCUAAAAUUUCAGCUUGCCAUCAUCUUGAAGAUGUUCUGGAUGAUCUAGUUGUGUCUCUUUGUAAGUUCACUACCCUUUUGAACCCAUCGUCAGUGGAGGAACCGGUCCUAGCGUUUGGAGAUGACACAAAAGCAAGAAUGGCGACUGUAACAGUUUUUAGUAUUGCUAAUAGGUAUGGGGAUUACAUCCGCACAGGAUGGAGAAAUAUACUUGAUUGUAUUUUAAGAUUACACAAGUUAGGACUUCUUCCUGCCCGUGUAGCCAGUGACGCAGCUGAUGAGUCAGAGCUUUCUACUGAGACUGGGCAUGGGAAACCUAUAGCAAAUUCUUUGUCAUCAGCUCAUAUGCCAUCCAUUGGUACUCCGAGGAGAUCCUCAGGAUUGAUGGGGAGGUUUAGUCAGCUCUUGUCUCUUGAAACUGAAGAGCCAAGGUCACAACCUACUGAACAACAACUUGCUGCUCAUCAGCGAACCCUGCAAACAAUACAGAAAUGUCACAUUGACAGCAUAUUCACCGAGAGUAAAUUUUUGCAAGCUGAAUCUCUAUUGCAACUUGCAAGAGCACUUAUAUGGGCAGCAGGGUUUCCUCAAAAGGGGAGUAGCACACCUGAGGAUGAAGAUACUGCUGUGUUCUGCCUGGAGUUGUUGAUUGCAAUCACUUUGAAUAAUAGGGAUAGAAUUGGAACACUUUGGCAGGGUGUGUACGAGCAUAUUUCCAAUAUUGUUCAGUCAACUGUAAUGCCUUGUGCACUGGUAGAGAAGGCUGUUUUUGGACUUCUAAAGAUUUGCCAGCGGUUGCUUCCCUACAAGGAGAGCAUUGCUGAUGAACUUCUGAGGUCCCUGCAGUUAGUUUUGAAGCUUGAUGCUCGAGUUGCUGAUGCGUACUGUGAACAGAUUACACAGGAAGUCAAUCGCCUUGUGAAGGCAAAUGCUUCUCAUAUCAGAUCACAGUUAGGAUGGCGUACAAUUACAUCACUACUUUCCAUCACAGCUAAGCACCUAGAAGCAUCUGAGGUUGGGUUUGAGGCACUAUUGUUCAUAAUGUCAGAUGGAGCCCACUUGCUACCAGCUAAUUAUGUUCUCUGUGUAGAAGCUGCUAGGCACUUUGCUGAAUCUCGAGUUGGACAGGCAGAGCGGUCUGUACGGGCACUGGAUCUUAUGGCAGGGUCUGUCGAUUGCUUAGUUCAGUGGACUAGUGAGGCUACACAGACAAUGGGGGAGGAGGAAGUGUCAAAAUUGUCUCAGGACAUUGGAGAGAUGUGGUUAAGGCUAGUGCAGGGACUAAGGAAAGUGUGUUUAGACCAGAGAGAGGAGGUUAGAAACCAUGCUAUAUUAUCACUGCAGAAGUGCUUGACUGGAGUUGAUGGUAUUUAUCUCUCGCAUAGUGUGUGGUUGCAGUGUUUUGAUCUGGUCAUCUUCACUGUGCUUGAUGAUCUACUUGAAAUUGCACAAGGACAGUCUCAAAAGGAUUACCGCAACAUGGAAGGAACCCUUAUCUUUGCGAUGAAGCUCUUGUCUAAAGUAUAUCUUCAGUUACUCCAAGACCUAUCACAGCUGUCAACAUUUUGCAAAAUAUGGUUGGGGGUGCUGAGCCGAAUGGAAAAAUAUAUGAAAGUGAAAGUUAGGGGUAAGAAGAGUGAGAAGCUUCAAGAGCUAGUGCCUGAGCUUCUAAAAAAUACCUUACUUGUAAUGAAGACAAGGGGCAUUCUGGUGCAGAGGAGUGCCUUAGGCGGUGAUAGUUUAUGGGAAUUGACAUGGCUACAUGUGAAUAACAUUGCUCCAUCAUUGCAAUCUGAGGUGUAUCCUGAGCAGGAUUCUGAGCAUUUGCAACAUGAAAAGGGUGGUUCGAAUGAAGGUUUGGAGCCUGUUGAAGUGGGUUCUGUUAGUCCCAAUGACACAGCCAAACGUGAAGAUUCUGCCCUUGUUGGUUAAUUAUAGCAUAUUAAUGGCAAGUCUUCCGGAACCAAUUUUGCUGUCUGCCUGCAUGAAUUCAUGAUCCCAUCCGUGCCUUGGUAAUUUUUAACUUCUCAUUAAAGGUUGUCUGGGUUCUUAUACUGAAUUUGCAGAAUAUUGUGGAUUGCAUUCACAUCUUAAUUUUGGCUGGAGCUAUUAGUUCAAACUAGUAAAGGAGGGAAACCAUGUAAUGAUAGUUGUUGUUAAUUGGUAUUCCCCCUUGUAUUUGCCUCACGGACGCUUGAGAUUACUGUAACUCCUGAAUGAGUAUAUGUGAUAGUUAUAGCUUUGAGUACCAUUAGAUUUCUGCCCUUCUAAUAGGGUACCAUGGAGAUUUCCUAUGCCGUUAGCGCUACGCCAGGGACAGCUAACUGCCAUAUUUAGAAGCAUAAUCUUUUUGUACAGAAUUAGAAAUUUUUCCUCACUGAAAGAUGUAUUUCCCUUGGGGAAAGAGUUCUCAGUUGUGGCCUUCAAAUCUCCCCUACAGUAUCUCAGGCAAAAAGCCCCUCAAUGUGGAUCAUAAAAUUUGUAGAAAAUACAAAUAUUAUAUAAAGGUCUAAUUGCAUUUUUAA